AUGAACAAUCAGGGCCAGCCUGGCCAGCCUGGCCCCGCGGCCGGUCAAGCCGCUCCGGCUGCGAAUCGAGCGUCGCCCAUGUAUCGACCCGAAAUGAUGCGUAACUUGCCGAUUCUGAACGACGAAGAGAAAGCCAAAUAUGAGCGCGGCCUCCGUCAGCUUUGGAACCACUUUGAGACGCAUCCUGAGGAGUCAGCCCAGCACCAGGACGCGAAAAAGAAGAUUCAGGACUUCACGAAGAUGCUUCUUAACAAGUUGCAGCAGCGGAGGUUCCAAGUCCAGCAACAGCAGCAAGCCCAGCAGCAGCAGGCUGGUCAGCAGACGCAGCAGCAGCAGCAGCAGAGCCAGCCCGCGCAGGCUUCUACUCCCCAGCAGCAACAAUCUCAGUUGCCUCAACAGCAGGCGCAGCAGCAAGCCGCGAACCAGAAUGCUGGCGGAGUCACCGUCAAGACCGAACCCAAAACCGAAAGCACACCGGCGACGACAGCAGAGCCCGCGCAGGCUCCCACCCCCGCCUCGGCCCCAGCUCCAGCCGCCACCGCGCCAACUCCCGCCACGACCCAGCAGACACCACAGACGAGCCAGUUCCCGGAGCACAUUUUGGUACACAUUCGCUCAAUGACCUUCCAUCCGCCCAUGUCUGUCAUCGAUAAGGGAACCGAAGCUGCGGCCCGCUGGUCAAACGACUUCAAGGCUAAGUACCUUCGAGCGUUGAUGCAGAUGGACCAGCAGGGAACCCAGAUGAAGCGUAUCGAUCAGGUCAUCAGGGACAGACAGGAGAAGGGCAACCCGUACACCCCCGACGAGAUUAAGCAGCUACAGAUCCGACGCGAGCACGCAAACAAGAUGUACCAGGAGGCGCACAAGUUUGUGGACAACUUCCGCAAGAGCCAGGAAACCAUCAACAAGCAGCGUGCCGCCGCCGGACAGGCCACCGGUGCUCGACCUCAGCAGCCUCAGCAGCAACAGCAGCAGCCCAGCCCAGCCGUUGCAGCAGCUCAGAAUCCGGCUACUCAGGCUGGCGCCCAGCCUAGCCCGGUGCCUGCUGCAGCCGGCACUCCUGUGAUGCAGAAUCAGAACGCGACCGCGGUGAAUGCGGCUCUCGAGGCUGCGAAAAAUCAGGCUGCGCGUAAUACUCCUCCGAACCAGCAGGCGCAACAGGCACACCAGGCCCAGCAACAGGCGCAGGCGCAAGCACAACAGCAACAGCAGCAGCAGCAGCAGCAGCAAGCAGCGCAACAACAAACUCAAACUCAGGCUCAGGUUCAGGCACCCACCCCUUCGGCCCCGACUCCGACAACUUCUCAACCUGCCCAACCUCAACAGGCAGUCGCACCUCCGCCGCCGCAGCAACAACAACAGCAGCAGCAACAGGCGCAGCAACAACACCAACAGCAGUUGCAGCAGCAGCAACAGCAGCAACAGCAACAACAAAUGCAGCAGCAACAGCAGCAGCAGAUGCAACAACAGCAACAGCAUCAGCAAGCGAUGGCUGCCCAGCAACAACAGCAACAGCAACAGCAGGCGCAGCAGGCGCAGCAGCAGCAGCACCCGCCUCCUGUCAACACCGCAAUCGCCUCCGUCUCUGCCGCCGGCGGACUUCCUUCGGCAGGCACCCCGACCCAGAACCGCGUCGCGACUCCCCAGUCAGCUGUCGCAGGCGGACCUGGCCAGGCGCUUUCUCACUCCGCCGCCGUCUCUCGCGCAAACCAGCGCAUGAACUCCCAAACCUCCAUUCCCCUUCAACAGCAGCAACCUACUAGCACUCCUGGAUCUGCCGGCGCUCAGGGAGUGAUGGGAUCCGGAGCUAUCCCUCAGCAACCGUCGCAUCCUACCCAGCCCACGCAGACCCUGGUCUCCAAGCUUCCCAUUCCAAAGCAGCUUCCCGAGAAGGCGACCGCCGUGCCUACGCCUGUCGCGAUGACUGGUGGUGCUGGAGCCGGUCGCCCUACCUACACUGGCGGUGGCGGCGUUGCUGGAGGUGUUAUGGGCCAGCCCGCGAUGACUAAGAUCCCCGCGUACGUCCAUGAGGCCGAAGGCGAUCACGUGCUCAGCAAGAAGAAGUUGGACGAGCUUGUCCGUCAGGUCUGUGGUGGAAGCGGCGAGGGUCAGGACCCCAACAUGCUGACCCCCGAGGUCGAAGAGAGCGUCUUGACCAUGGCCGACAGUUUCGUGGACAACGUCCUCGAGACCGCUUGCCGCAACGCCAAGGAGCGCGGAUCCAAGGUCCUCGAGAUCCGCGACAUCCAGCUGGUCCUCGAGCGCACCUACAACAUUCGCGUCCCGGGUUACUCGUCUGACGAGCUGCGUACCGUGCGCAAGAUCCAGCCCUCAACCGCCUGGAUCACCAAGAUGAGCGCUAUUCAAGCCGCCAAGCAGGCACCGGCGCCCAAGAAGAAGCGUGCUUCGGUGAAGCGUGGCGUGGCCAAGAGUGUUCGGUUUUUCGAGGGCGAGGAGAGUGGCAAUAGUGAUGGCGGUGCUUCUCGGGCUACCACCCCCGUCCCAGGCUUUUCGCAGUCGGUCACUCCGGUCAAGGGUUCUUCAAAGGCUGCUCCGGCCAAGGGUUCCUCCGUGACUUCUACGCCGGUCAAGGGUUCUUCAAAAGCUGCCGCUACGGCCAAGGGUUCUUCUCGGACUUCUACACCCGCCAAGAGCCGUCAGACCGCGUCUGGUUCUCUUCAAGGCUUCGGCUCGGGCUUUGGCUCCUCUGGAGCGAACUCGCCGGCUAAAGGACCAGCUAUGAUUCAGUACCCUACACCCGAGGAGUGGAACGAGAACAGUUCGGAUAACCAGCAUUACCCGGACCAGAUCGAGAUCAACUGGAAGAAGGCGUAG
This is a messenger RNA of Colletotrichum karsti, 2835 nucleotides long. Its product is annotated as putative transcription initiation factor TFIID subunit A. The record is from RefSeq and is a predicted model, not a curated record. Gene Ontology annotation, molecular function: DNA binding; TBP-class protein binding; protein heterodimerization activity. Gene Ontology annotation, cellular component: SLIK (SAGA-like) complex; SAGA complex; transcription factor TFIID complex. Lineage: Eukaryota; Fungi; Ascomycota; Sordariomycetes; Glomerellales; Glomerellaceae. The transcript has 3 exons. Gene Ontology annotation, biological process: RNA polymerase II preinitiation complex assembly; DNA-templated transcription initiation. Bases 1 to 2835 code for a protein of 944 amino acids.